Messenger RNA from Eimeria acervulina, 483 nucleotides. RefSeq lists its product as hypothetical. The transcript has 6 exons. The coding region runs from base 1 to 483 and encodes 160 amino acids. The record is from RefSeq and is a predicted model, not a curated record. Lineage: Eukaryota; Apicomplexa; Conoidasida; Eucoccidiorida; Eimeriidae.
AUGGCGGUGCUGCUAGUAGGAGACGAAAACCUUACUUUCUCAAGCUGUCUGCUGCAGCAGCUACGUGCAGAAACCCCUAACCCUAAACUUACUGUUGCUGUUACUCUAACAGCGGAUAACUCCCGGGAAGAAGUGCUGCAGCGAGCAGCAGCAUUAAGCGCUGAGGGGGUCUCUGUCUUGUUCGGCAUAUCCCCGCUACAACUAAAGACAGAAACCCUUCAGUCGCGUUUUCAGGAGUUUAUUGCAGAAGAAGUGCUGCAGCGAGCAGCAGCAUUAAGCGCUGAGGGGGUCUCUGUCUUGUUCGGCAUAUCCCCGCUACAACUAAAGACAGAAACCCUUCAGUCGCGUUUUCAGGAGUUUAUUGCAGUGCUUCCGGGCCUCCCCUUCCACGGGUGUCCGGACUUUAUUCCGUUUGCUUCGCCUCUCUUUCAGCUGCGGCUUCAUCAUUUUAUAUUCUCAUAUCACAAGAACCCCACAAAAUGA